AUGAGAGGCGAAGAAACGACGUCCAAUAAUGAGUUGCUCGCGCGGCAAACGCACCUGUUCAAAUUGCGCGCGUUGAAAUUACACUCGGAUUUCGAGCGAUCCGAACAGAGAAACAAACUGCUGCAAAGAGAUUUGUCAAAAGCGGAAUCGAUCGCGAAAGGUUUGAAAAUCAAGAACGAUGAAUGUGUUCGAGAGAUUGAAAAAAUGACAAGCGAAGUGAGAGUUCAAAACGAGGCGUUGGAAAGAACGAACGAGAAAACGAAAACGUUGGAAUCAAACCGAGAUGCGCUCGAAUUAGUGGUGAAAGAGACGCAGUCGGAGCUGUAUUCGGUGAAAGAGGAAACGGAGAGGCGGAUACGGCAGUUGACGAUGGAACAGAGCACUUCGGAAGUACACGCGGAGUUACGGAGGGAGAGAGAGUCGCGAGCGAAAGAGUCGAGACGAGCGGAGCGGGCGGAACGGGCGCUGGACGACGCCGCGGUGGCGUUUAGCGGGGAGCGGAGAGACGCGGACGAUGAGAUGAGAAGACACAUAGAGCGACGAUUGGAGGUGGAAAACGAACGAGAGAAGUGCUUGAAUGCGUUGGAGGAGAAGGAACGGAAAUGGGAGAAGGAGAGGAGAGAGAGGGACGCAAAGGAAGGAAAACUGACGAGAGAGAACGAGCAGCUGACGAGCGAGAAUGAAAAGAGGAAAGACCAAAUCAAAAGUUUAGAGGAAGAGUGUAGGAAAGCGAACGCGGCUGUGAGAGAACGGAGCGCGGACAUGGCUUUGGCCGUGAAGAAGUUGAACGUGGAAUUAAAGCAACAACGGUUGGAGACGGAGAAAGGGAUGGCGAAACGAGUCGAGGCGUUGAGAGUAGCGUUCGGGAACGCCAUCGAGGACGUGAAGGAAGAAGCGAGAGCGAGUUUAAGCAGAAAAGACGAGGAAAUUGCACGAGUUCUCGCGAAGGAGUCGGAGGCGAACACGAGAAUGGCGUCCGUGGAAAAGCACUGUUUGAAAGUCCGGGACGCGUUGUUGGAGUUGGCGAACGAGAAAGAAUCCUUGGAGGAAGAAAGAGACGAGUUGCGUAGAGCGUUACAAAGAGCCGGGGAAAUGAACGCGCAGUUGACAAAAAGAGCAAUGGACAACGCGAGCGCGACGGGUGGUGGUGAAGGUCUCGCGAAACAACAACAAAAACGCGCGGCGUUUACAAAGAUACCGAGUAACGUUCAUCGUCAUCACCAAUACAAUAAAGGACCGAAGCAGCUGGCGGAAACGUUGGCGAAAGAGUUGGAGCAGUUAAAAUCGGCUCACGAGGAGUCCAUUGAAGCGUUAACGACGAGCGAAAACGGAAAAGAUUCAGAAAAAAUGGUUGAAAGAAUAGAUGAAAUUUCUCGAAAGAUAGCAGCCAAAGCUACGCAAGUCAGCUUAGCGUUGAAGUCUUCUUCUUAA
Messenger RNA from Bathycoccus prasinos, 1431 nucleotides. RefSeq lists its product as hypothetical. The coding region runs from base 1 to 1431 and encodes 476 amino acids. The record is from RefSeq and is a predicted model, not a curated record. Lineage: Eukaryota; Viridiplantae; Chlorophyta; Mamiellophyceae; Mamiellales; Bathycoccaceae. The transcript has a single exon.